GGCGCUCGGGGGCUGCCGGUGCUGGAGGGGGCGGGCUCGGCGCCGCCGGGAAGAGCCGCCGCCGGUGAUCGCACCGCCCGCCAUCGCACCGCCCGCCCGCCCGCACCAUGUCGGACUUCGACAGCAACCCCUUCGCCGAUCCGGACCUCAACAACCCCUUCAAGGAUCCUUCUGUUACACAAGUGACAAGAAAUGUUCCUCCAGGGCUAGACGAAUACAAUCCUUUCUCCGAUUCAAGAACACCUCCUCCAGGAAAUGUAAAAAUGCCUAAUGUACCCAGUACCCAGCCAGCAAUAAUGAAACCAACGGAAGAAUCACCUGCUUAUACACAAAUUGCAAAGGAGCAUGCCUUGGCACAGGCAGAAUUGCUAAAGCGACAAGAAGAACUGGAAAGAAAAGCAGCUGAACUAGAUCGCAGAGAAAGGGAAAUGCAGAAUCUCAAUCAGCAGGGGGGUAGAAAAAAUAACUGGCCACCUCUUCCUGAGAAUUUUCCAGUAGGUCCUUGUUUCUACCAGGACUUUUCUGUAGACAUUCCUGUAGAAUUCCAGAAGACAGUAAAGAUUAUGUACUAUUUGUGGAUGUUCCAUACAGUGACACUCUUUCUUAAUAUCUUUGGAUGUUUGGCCUGGUUUUACGUUGAUGCUACGCGAGGGGUUGAUUUUGGAUUGAGUAUUCUCUGGUUCUUGCUUUUUACCCCUUGUUCUUUUGUCUGCUGGUACAGACCACUUUAUGGAGCUUUCAGGAGUGACAGUUCAUUCAGGUUCUUUGUGUUCUUCUUUGUAUAUAUCUGUCAGUUUGCUGUACAUGUACUUCAAGCUGCAGGAUUUCAAAGAUGGGGAAACUGUGGGUGGAUUUCGUCUCUUACUGGUCUUAAUAAGAGUAUUCCUGUUGGCAUUAUGAUGAUAAUCAUAGCUGCACUUUUCACAGCAUCUGCUGUUAUCUCAUUAGUUAUGUUUAAAAAGGUGCACGGUCUCUACCGCACCACUGGCGCUAGUUUUGAGAAGGCGCAGCAGGAGUUUGCGACGGGAGUGAUGUCCAACAAGACUGUGCAAACUGCUGCAGCCAACGCCGCCUCGACGGCAGCAACCACUGCAGCUCAGAACGCCUUCAAGGGGAACCGAAUGUAGGGAAGCACAGGGAGUCGUCAUGGAUCUCUCUGAUCGUACUUUAUUUUCCAGUCACAAUAUUUCCUAAAAGCCUAGAUCGAAAUUCACACAGCAUGUUUGUCUCUUCUGCAGCUGUGCAUGGGUAAAAUGGAAAUGUUUUGUUUAUUUUAUUAUAAAACUAUUUAUUAAAGAAACGCCACACGUUAUUUGCCCUUCUUUAAGAUACUGCAUUCUAGAAUGUAAAGCCUUCUGUAUUUCAUAGGGGAUAAAUAAUUUCAACAAUUAGCCUGAGAAUGAAUUGUAUAUAAUGAUCAAAUACAUGUGUUAAGAAUUUUAAGGUUUUUUAGUGUUUCACUCCAGUAUUUUUUUUAACUUCAGGACAGCACUUUGGAUAAAUUAUUUUUCUUCAUAAGAACUCUUUUCCCUGUUUCUACUGUAAGAAGUGGGGUAGACUGAGAGAUGUAGUAAGCUAGGUUUGGCUACUGCUUUUGCAAUUUCAGCAGCUGCUGGAAGACAAAAUACAAGUAGGGCAAAUAUUAUAAAUUCUUUUCUUGGUUUUUUGUGGAUUUUUUUAGGAUAAGUCUUUUGAUAUAAACCUGUAAGUUUGCAUGAAUACUGUUGAGUUAUCUGAUCUUGUUUAAAUAGUGUUUUGGUCCAGAACUUAUCUGUGCCACUUUAUAAUCAUAUUGUUUGUUUGUAUCUGUUUUCAUGGAAUAUUCUCUACCUGUGAGAGAUGACUAGGGUGCACAAACAUUCUCUGUAACAGAAUGUGUUAACGCACUGCUUUAGGAAGUUAACUGAUGGUUUCAGUCCCAGAUCUAAAUGAUUCUAUAUUUGCUAUUUUUUAUUUCAGUAUUCAUCUUUUGGGAUAGUAAUUUUGCUGGAAAAGAAACUAAUACUGACUUUUUAGAAUGUUAGGUUCUUGCCCCUGUAUGUUCUUCUUCAUGCAGUGGUAUUUUUGUUGUACUUGGGAUUUUUUUGUUUGGCUGGUUUUGUUUGUUGUUUUGUUUUGGUUUUGUUGUUGUUUUUUUUCAAUCAUAGAUUUGUGUUUAACAGUGGUACUAAAUCUCUGGCCUAGUCAAUCACCCUGUUUACUGCUUGUCCAAACCCCAAAUAUAUCGUAUUUAAUUUUCUAACAGGAAUAUUGUCUAAAACCAAGCUUCUAAAGCAAUGACAUUUAACAGAUACUUGAAUUCAUUUUAACAUUAACUUAGCUAUCUCUGUGAUGUGAUUAAAGAUGGGUGUAAAAAAAAAAAAAAAGCUUUUAAAUGGUUUUUAAUUGGAAAAGUGAGAAAUCUUCAUCUUUAACAAAGUUAUAUUUUAAGUCACUGAGCUGGAGGCCUAAGAGGUUAAAUUGGUGUUGUGGAAGUGAACAAUUCAUAAUGGUAUAUACCAUCAUAAUGUUCUAGAACAUAAUCAGGUCUUAGUGUAACAUCAGGUUUCUCUCCUUUGAAGACUGUUUAUAUUCUUGCAUUGCCUCAUGAGUCUUAUGCACAAUACUUGGGCUGUUUUUUCCAACUCCGUUACAGAAAAUGCAACAGGAAGGACCAUGUCCCACAGCCUGUCUCAGUGUACACUGUGAAUGAAAUUAAUACAGCUUUUCAGGUCAAUCGCCUUCUGUAGGACAGCAUACAAUUCUGAGGCCACUCCAUGCCCCGAACGUGCACAGACUUUCAUAGAUACUUUUUCACUACACUGACUGUAUUAAUAAUAACAGAAGAGCAUUACAAAAAUUAAAACUCUGAGCUUAAUCCUUGGGUAAGUAUUGUACGGUUAGCAUAAAGUCCCUACUAGUCUCCUUUCUUAUACUAUUUUUUUAAAAUCCAGCUUGAAUUUGGAUAGAUGUUAUAGUUUCACCUAUGCUGAAGUACAUAUUAAUGAACAUACUUGCUUCUAAAUGUUCUCUGUAUCAUGAAAUUGAAAGCAAUUUAAAUAUUCUGUGUAAUAGGGGCUCUAACAUUUCUAACAUUGGACAUGCUAGCAUUGAACUUAAAUUUGUAUGGAAUGUUAUUAAAAGCUUUCCAGACAAAAGCCACCUUAUUCUUUUGAGAUCAGGCAUCAUCCUUCAAGCAGCUGUUCCUCAGAUUGUUUUUUUCAUAAGAUUUUAGACUUGAGGGUUAUAUCUAGGAUCUCUACUAUGAAUUGCUUUUAAAUCUAAAUUUAAGCAAUUUUUUUGGUAUCUCUUAGAUAGGAAUACCUGGGAGAUCAUCCUUGCAAUUUAACUCAAGUUGCAGACUGCAUAAUAAUGUGCUUUACUUGAAUGUAUUAUGGAAAAAAAUAAGGAAUAAAACCUGAAUUUGGCAGGUAGAUUAUUUUUCCCAAAUAUUUAAAGGCUUUUUGAGAAUACAUACGUGAUGUUCUAGGUAUAGGGAAUGCUGAUUUGUCAUGGGUUAAAUGUACAGAUUGAAACCUCCUAUGUGAAAUUCAAGGUUCAGUUACACAUGAAUUGUUUAAACCAGGUAUCUGACACUCUGCAACCCAAAAGGGAGAAAGAAGUUUGACAAUGGAAGGCUGACAUUUGUUAAAAAUAUUUUGUACCCAACAAAACAUAGAUUUUACAAUUUAUUAGAUUAUGGCGCCCACUUAAGCUGUCUUUUUGUAGUAUUGUGGAAAAAUGAGUACAACGUAUGAAGUUUAAACACUGGAAUAUCAGUAGUCAGUGGUCUGUAAUUUAGGAGUUGGUUUACUUACCUGGGGGAUAUUUAUAUAUUUUGUAAAAUACUAACAAUGCUCUGCCAUCCUGGUGAAUGUCAUGGUUCUGUACAAAUGCACUUCUGUCACUCUGUUGCAUGUCUGAGUAGUUCAGAAGUUUUGUAUGUUUAUUGUAUUAACACAGUGUCAUAGAAUAAAAAUAAAAUAAAAUACUUUUUUCCUGGCUAUUUGCUCUGUAUAGUUUUCACCAGUGUAAGGAUUCUUCUUGUAAUGGUCAGGCUAGUGUGCAGGGUGGCUGACCUGUGUAAAAGUCUCACUUGGUUUUUAUAAUUCUGUAUAUAAAUGCUGUAAUUUUGCUGAAAUGGGCAAGCAAAAUGUCCACUAUCAAAAAUAAUACAUUAGGCUACUGAGAAUUAGUCUACUUGACGUUACAAAGAAAAUUCUUCAACAAUUGCAGCCCACUUUCUUGUGGUGUAAACUUCUGAGGGUUAAAAUCUAAACCUGCUCUGUCAUUACUGAAUGGAAUUCUACAGGUAUUAAAGUGAAUCCUAGAACACUAUUGAAAGUAAAAUUAAGUUGCUGAAAAAAGCAUUGCUUUGGUAGUGUUUAUUUUCCUGAUUCUGCUUGUGAAUUGACAUUUCUGUGUCACUGCUGUGUCUUUGUGGCUUUUUUGAGGCACUAUCAUGUCAAAUUAUUUAUUUUUGUUCAUAAAGUAACUGUAACAGCAAA
This is a messenger RNA of Apus apus (common swift), 4487 nucleotides long. RefSeq names its product secretory carrier membrane protein 1 (gene SCAMP1). Lineage: Eukaryota; Metazoa; Chordata; Aves; Apodiformes; Apodidae. The record is from RefSeq and is a predicted model, not a curated record. Gene Ontology annotation, biological process: protein transport. The coding region runs from base 108 to 1127 and encodes 339 amino acids. The transcript is spliced from 9 exons. Gene Ontology annotation, cellular component: recycling endosome membrane; trans-Golgi network membrane.